AUGUUGUCAGCCACACCUCUCAUUGCUAAGUCUUACAGGCAGAUUGCUAACAAGACUCACCGCAGGGAGGCCGACGAGAACAACCAACAAGCCUGGGCGUCGGAAUAUCGUGGCAAGAUAAAUGAAUACCAUGGCACUAUCGACUCGUUCAUCAACGUUCUCGUACCUGCGAGCGAAGCAGUGUGCCCUCCGAUGGACUGCUCUAGGCAAUUCGACGAGGUUCUUGAAGACUGCCACGAGCCGUUGAUGUAUAACCCCCUAGUCAAUGGGUUCCUCGCUCUCACCAAGGAUUUCCCAAUGGCAAAGUCACUUAGGUUCCAUGACAACAGCACCCACCUGAUCCCGUUCCCGUACAUGUCGUGGGACCUUCAUCAUCACCGCACGAAACCCGACCUGAUCACCUCCUACCCGGGAACGACCACCUCCCUGAAGGACCCUCGUUGGCAAGAUGUUGUGCUGGCGAUCGAAGUCAAGCCUAAAAGAGACGAUGAUCCCAUUGGCGCGUGGCCCAAGGAUCGAGACAACACGAUGAGGCAGCUUGUCAAGAAUGGGCGGAAUCUCCUGGUGGGCCACAGUGGCCUGUUUGCGUUCGUGUUCGGAAUAUUCGGCCACGAGGCACGCAUCUUUCGGUUCGACCACUCGUCGUGUAUUGUCUCACCUAGGUUCAACUACGUCGAGCGGCCUGAGCUCUUCCGGCAAUUCUUCUGGAAUUUCGUCAAUCCUCACUGCGGCACGAGGAUUUCUGGCGACGACCCGACAGUAGAUACUAGGACCACAAGGUCACACCUCCGAUGGGUGAAGGACGUACUGGAGCCAGAGGAUGUUCAAGGCUCCGAUACCGGCAUGCACCGGUGGAUUUCCGCAGACGCCGUGACCAAGGAAGGUGUGACGGUGAAGAUGAAUUUACUAACGGUCAAGCUGCUCUUUAUCAAUCCUUGUCUGUUCUCCCGCUCGACGACGGUAUGGUCAGCGAUCGAUAAGGAUGAUAUCAAUGGCAAGCAGUACGUUAUCAAGGACUCGUGGCGGCAGGGACUCCGAGAGUCAGAAAUGACAUACUAUUCCCAUAUAAUGAAGACGUUGCGGGAUCGAAACGAGGAACCGUUCGGACUGGCUGUAUUAAAGGCAGGAGCGGACCUCGGUGACCUGGAAGAUAAGGAACGAAUGAAGCUAGAUGAUCAAAUCCGCGAACCCCUCGUGCCCGGGAAUGCGCCGUCUGAUCUUCCCGAUCCGUCGAGCACGCCCUUCAUCCAUCUCGAUGGCGAAGGGAACGUCUAUAUGAUUGAUGACAUGUCGUAUAAGGGAUUCAUCGGCGACUUCGACUAUAGCAGUUUCCUGCCAGGUGUCCGUGACGGACAUGAUGACCCCACUAGACCCGAUGCCGAUCCGAAUGACUCUCUGAAGGAACGAACGGGAACGUACGCUUUCAUGGCCGUUGAGCUACUGGAGGAGAGGCGUGUCAUUCAUGAUGCACAUCAUGACUUGGAGUCCUUCUAUUGGCUCCUCAUCUGGCUAGUCCUCCGGCACACUUCGCACGACGAUCCGAAAGGCGCGAAAAGAUGUUCGCUGCUGUUUUUCCACGAUGAUGACGUCCUCUGUGGAGAGGUGAAGCGUGCGUGGCUGGGAAAAAGGAAGCACGUCGCUGUUCCCGGAAAUGCACCUUUGACGUGGCUGGUGGACCAGCUCACGAAGUUGUGCAACAUCAGUCAGGCAACGUCCGUGCCGCUCACUUACGAGGCUGUAUUGGAGAAGUUCGAGACGGUCCUGAAGAUGGACGGCUGGCCAGAAGCGGAUUGUGCGAUUCCGUUCAAGCCCUACGUGGAGACCGAAAAGGUUGGCCAUGCCGACCCCGCGAAUGCAGCAAUCGCUGCGGCGAAUCAGACGGGCGCAAGCACGAAAGCACGAAGUCGGAAAGCCUCUAUCGACAUUCAGGCCACGGCGUUGAACAAGAGCUCGAAACGAAAGUACGAGCCAGAGCCGCAAGUGGUUCAACACGGCGGUGCUGAACUUCGGAGAUCCAAGCGUGCGAGAUCCGAGCGUGUCAUGUCGCUCCGUCUUCCACAAAACUGGCGGGAGCAAGAUGAUCAAAUCCGCGAACCCCGGAAUCUGUCGAGCACGCUGCUUGGCACGCUUCGCGGGCUAAUCAGAAAACGUGCUCUUCGUCACCGCGUCGGACACAAACAAUAUCAAACAUUGAUGGCACCAGACGAGCAAAAUCAUCUGUUUACUGUAAACCAGUUGUAUCUCCACCUCCUCCCGCUUUCUUUGACUGCACCAGGAUGCGCACCGAACCCUGUUGCCAUUUAUUUCCGUCGGACGAAACGGAUGGUCGAGGCGUUGUGCGAUGCGAUCAAAGGUCACCAACAGGCGUACAGCACCGGCAUGUUACAUGGUGGUGUAAGUGAAGGAAAUGUCUAUAUGAUUGAUGGGAAGCCGUACAAAGGAUUCAUCAGCGACUUCGACUGCAGUAGUUUCAUGCCGGGCGUCCUGGGCGCCUACGAUGUCUCGACGAGACCCGAUGCGGAUGAGAACAAUGGUUUGAAAGAACGAACGGGAACGUUCGCUUUCAUGGCCAUCGAGCCGAUCAAGAAAAGGGUUGUCAUUCACGGCGCACAUCAUGACUUGGAAUCCUUUUACUGGCUCCUCAUCUGGCUAGUCCUCCGACACACUGCACACGACAGUCCAAAAGGCGCGAGACAGUGUUCACUGUUGUUCUUUCAUGACGACGACUGGGUUUGUGCCUCCCAAAAGGCAGGGUGGCUGGGUGACCCCACGUGUCUUGGCGUUCCAGGAAAUGCACCUUUGACAUGGCUUCUGGGGGAGCUCACCAAAUUGUGCUACCGUGGUCAGUCGACGUUGGAGAGACCGGCUGUGUUGCUCACAUACGAUGCUGUGUUGGAGAAGUUCGAGACUGCUCUGAGUAUGGAUGGCUGGCCAGAGGACGAUCAUGCGAUUCCGUUCAAGCGCUACGUGGAGACUGAAGAGGUUGGCCAUGCCGACCCCGCGAAUGCAGCAAUCGCUGCGGCGAUUGCUGCGGCGAAUCAGGCGGGCGAAAGCACGAAAGCACGAAGUCGGAAGGCCUCUAUCAAAAUUCAGGCCACGGCAUUGAACAAGAGCUCGAAACGAAAGUACGAGCCAGAGCCGCAAGAGGUUGAACAGGGGGUUGAACAGGGCGGUGCUGAACUUCGGAGGUCCAAGCGUGCGAGAUCCAAGCGUGUCAUGUCGCGGUCCGCGCGCGCGCAAGGCCACUCAUGA
Molecule: messenger RNA, 3252 nt
Organism: Sparassis crispa
Lineage: Eukaryota; Fungi; Basidiomycota; Agaricomycetes; Polyporales; Sparassidaceae
Exons: 8
Coding region: 1-3252 (1083 amino acids)
Source: RefSeq, a predicted model, not a curated record